AUGUUGGGUUUGUAUACGGAUAAUGUCACUGCUGAAAAUAACACCAAUGAUAAUAAGGAUGACACUCUUAUCGACCUCACGAAUAAUAGCUCUGGUAACAAUGACACUGUUGGCAAUGACGCUGUUGAAGAUGAACAUAUCGAUGACUUUAUUAAUCACUCUGUUGAUGGUUUGUUUGACGAAUCAACUAUUACCGAUGAAACUGUACAGCAAACAGAUAACGACGUCAAUAUGGUUGGCUCAAGCUUUCCAGUAGUAAUCGAGUCUAUCCCUGCCACUGUAAGAGAUGAGCUUUCUACUCAAAAGGUGAUGAGGAUGACUUUUUUGAUGCUGAGGGUACUAUCUCUAUGUCUACGGACCAAGAUUUCUCUGAUUGCGAAUUCAACAUUGGUGUCAUGA
Gilbertella persicaria is the source of this 399-nucleotide messenger RNA. RefSeq lists its product as uncharacterized. The transcript has a single exon. Lineage: Eukaryota; Fungi; Mucoromycota; Mucoromycetes; Mucorales; Choanephoraceae. The coding region runs from base 1 to 399 and encodes 132 amino acids. The record is from RefSeq and is a predicted model, not a curated record.